CUGCACCUCGGUGCCCGUGGACGCCGACAUGUGCGCCGCGUCCGUGGCGGCCGGCGGCGCCGAGGAGCUCCGGAGCAACGUGCUGCAGCUCCGCGAGACCGUGCUGCAGCAGAAGGAGACCAUCCUGAGCCAGAAGGAGACCAUCCGCGAGCUGACCACCAAGCUGGGCCGCUGCGAGAGCCAGAGCACGCUGGACGCGGGCACCGGCGAGGCCCGGGCCGGCGGCGGCGGCGGCGGCGGCGGCGGCCGCAAGCAGCCGGGCUCGGGCAAGAACACCAUGGGCGACCUGUCCCGGACGCCGGCCGCCGAGACGCUCAGCCAACUCGGGCAAACUUUGCAGUCGCUCAAAACCCGCCUGGAGAACCUGGAGCAGUACAGCCGGCUCAAUUCCUCCAGCCAGACCAACAGCCUCAAGGAUCUGCUGCAGAGCAAGAUCGAUGACCUGGAGAGGCAGGUGCUGUCUCGGGUGAACACUCUGGAGGAGGGAAAGGGUGGCCCCAGGAACGACACGGAGGAGAGAGUCAAGAUCGAGAGCGCCCUGACCUCCCUGCACCAGCGGAUCAGCGAGCUGGAGAAAGGUCAGAAGGACAACCGUCCUGGAGACAAAUUCCAGCUCACAUUCCCACUGCGGACCAACUACAUGUACGCCAAGGUGAAGAAGAGCUUGCCGGAGAUGUAUGCCUUCACGGUGUGCAUGUGGCUUAAGUCCAGCGCCGCGCCCGGGGUGGGCACCCCCUUCUCCUACGCCGUGCCUGGCCAGGCCAAUGAGCUGGUUCUCAUUGAGUGGGGCAACAAUCCCAUGGAGAUCCUCAUCAACGACAAGGUGGCCAAGCUGCCCUUUGUAAUCAAUGAUGGCAAGUGGCAUCACAUCUGCGUCACCUGGACCACCCGGGACGGGGUCUGGGAAGCCUACCAGGACGGCACCCAGGGUGGCAAUGGCGAGAACCUGGCACCCUAUCACCCCAUCAAGCCCCAGGGUGUGCUGGUGCUGGGCCAGGAGCAGGACACCCUGGGUGGUGGGUUUGAUGCCACCCAGGCGUUCGUGGGCGAGCUGGCCCAUUUCAACAUCUGGGGACCGCAAGUGACCCCCGGGGAGGUAUAUAACCUCGCCACCUUGCAGCACCAAGGCCCUCUCCGGCAACGUCAUCGCCUGGGCCGAGUCCCACAUCGAGAUCUACGGCGGGGCACACCAAGUGGACAUUCGAAGCCUGUCGCCAGAUAAACUGAGGCUCCUGGCGGCCGAGCCCCCGCCCUCGGGAAGGCACGCCCGCCUCCUCCCCCUGCUUGUAGC
This is a messenger RNA of Lynx canadensis (Canada lynx), 1291 nucleotides long. RefSeq names its product neuronal pentraxin 1 (gene NPTX1). Gene Ontology annotation, cellular component: neuron projection; plasma membrane. Gene Ontology annotation, biological process: axonogenesis involved in innervation. The record is from RefSeq and is a predicted model, not a curated record. Lineage: Eukaryota; Metazoa; Chordata; Mammalia; Carnivora; Felidae. The coding region runs from base 29 to 1222 and encodes 397 amino acids. The transcript is spliced from 5 exons.